AGGAAGCAGCUGGUGAUGCUGGAGCCAACAUGGCCGCCCCGGCGCCGCUCGGGCCUCUGGGCUCUCGCUCGUCCCGGCUGCUCCCGCUGCUGGCGCUGCUGCAGCUGCUCGCCGAGCCCGGCCUGGGCCGCGUCCAUCAUCUCACGCUGCAGGGCGAUGUGAGGCACAAGGUCCAUCUGAACACAUUUGGGUUCUUCUCGGAGGGCAGCAUGGUGGUCAAUGUUAGCGGCAUUUCGGUGAGCAACCCUGAAGCCACCUCGGAGAGUGAUGAGGUGGGGUUUAGUCUGGACCGAACGAAGAAUGAUGGCUUUUCCUCGUACCUGGAUGAAGACAUGAAUUUCUGCGCCCUCAAGAAGCCGGUCACCUCGGACACCCGGCUCAUCCUCAAUUUCCCCAGAAGCGUAGUAACAGUAAGAUCUCCACCCGGAGCUGGGACCCUGCUGCCCGAGAUCCUCAUGAGCAAGGAUGACAGAGUGCUGGGUCAGAGCCCGGAGCCCGCAGUGGGCAACCAGACACAGCAAAAAACAGACAGCGAAAAGGUUAAACGAAGUAUAGAAGAUGCCAAGGUGACAGAGAAGAGAAAUCUGUCUGUGUUCAAUAGUGACGGGAUGCUGUCAUUCCAGUUUUAUUUCAACAUCACCAACAGUGCCCAGGAAGGCCUCUACAGCCUGUAUUUUCAUAAUUGCCUCGGGCAUGCCAAGCAAAGUGGCAAGAAGAUUUCAUUCAGUCUAGAUAUCAAGAUCAUAGAGAAGAACCCGGACAGCUUCCUGUCAGCCGGCGAGAUCCCUCUCCCGAAGUUAUACAUCUCCAUGGCCUUUUUCUUUUUCCUCUCUGGCACCAUCUGGGUUCACAUCCUUCGCAAGCAACGGAAUGACGUGUUCAAGAUUCACUGGCUCAUGGCCGCCCUCCCUUUCACCAAGUCACUCUCCUUGGUAUUCCACGCGAUCGACUACCACUACAUCUCCUGCCAGGGCUUCCCCAUCGAGGGCUGGGCUGUUGUCUACUACAUCACCCACCUCCUGAAGGGGGCGCUGCUGUUCAUCACCAUCGCACUCAUUGGCACUGGUUGGGCCUUCAUCAAGCACAUCCUCUCUGACAAAGACAAGAAGAUCUUUAUGAUCGUCAUCCCGCUGCAGGUACUGGCCAACGUGGCCUACAUUAUCAUCGAGUCCACGGAGGAGGGCACAACUGACUAUGGCCUGUGGAAAGACUCACUAUUCCUGGUGGACCUGCUGUGCUGCGGGGCCAUCCUCUUCCCUGUGGUGUGGUCAAUUCGACACUUACAGGAAGCUUCUGCCACCGACGGAAAAGCUGCCAUCAACCUGGCCAAGCUGAAGCUUUUCCGGCACUACUAUGUCCUGAUCGUGUGCUAUAUCUACUUCACCAGGAUCAUCGCCUUCCUGCUCAAGCUGGCUGUGCCCUUCCAGUGGAAGUGGCUGUACCAGCUGCUGGUAGAAAUGGCCACGCUGGUGUUCUUCGUCCUCACGGGGUACAAGUUUCGCCCCGCCUCUGACAACCCCUACCUCCAGCUCUCUCAGGAAGAUGACGACUUGGAGAUGGAGUCUGUGGUAACAACGUCGGGGGUGACCGAAAGCGUGAAGAAGGUGCGAAAGGCAACCAAUGGGGCGCUUGAGCCCCCCAGCGAUUGGGAGGCCACGGCCUGAGGUGCCACCCCGUGUCCCAACCCUGCCACGGACCAUCUGGAAAGCGGCGGCUCUGCGGCCUGUCCUGGCCGGAGGCCCAGGCGGCUGGACUUCGGCACGCUGUGGUGGUGCAGGACCCAAGACGGCUUUUUGUCUUUAAUUAAUUUAUAUUUCUUUGUACUUCACCUGGACACUCCGGAGGCACCUGCGGACCCGACCCGACCCCAGGCCUGGAGCCGAGUGGAAGAGCCAGAGGGCGAGUGACUUUCCUGCUGGCCCCCAAGCGGAGAAGGAACUGAGGGUAUUGCGAGUGCCCUGCUCGGUGGGGCACUAGGAAGGGAUUUGGGUGAGGAAGAAAAUCCUGGUCUGGGUCA
This is a messenger RNA of Suncus etruscus (white-toothed pygmy shrew), 2017 nucleotides long. It is a transcript of the gene GPR107, whose product is annotated as G protein-coupled receptor 107. Gene Ontology annotation, cellular component: Golgi apparatus; membrane; clathrin-coated vesicle. Bases 30 to 1664 code for a protein of 544 amino acids. The record is from RefSeq and is a predicted model, not a curated record. Gene Ontology annotation, molecular function: clathrin heavy chain binding. Lineage: Eukaryota; Metazoa; Chordata; Mammalia; Eulipotyphla; Soricidae. Gene Ontology annotation, biological process: clathrin-dependent endocytosis. The transcript is spliced from 18 exons.